AUAAAAAAAAAUGGCCUGCUGGAAACAGCUUCAGACUUGUGUUGUAGACAUGGUUUUGCUGUUAACAAACAGUCCAGAUUACAAUAUGUCUUGAUCUUUUUUUUAAAAGAUGGUGGUUUAGUUCUUGUUUUGCAGACUGAUAUUUUAAAGAAUCCAUUCUAGUCAUAAAAUCUUAGAGUAAUAACGAUGUUAGAGAUAAUCCACUCCAUACUCUAGUUUUCUUCCCUCUAUUCUAAUCUCACUUCUAUUAUUUUCCAAAACCUCAGGUAAAUAGGAUGCAAAACAAAAUUUUCAGGAGAGGACCAGGACUCGGCAUUCCCAAAGUUGAAUAGAAGGCAAAAUGUGGACUACCUGGCUCUGCAACCUUCACAAUACCUUCUAACAUAUCUUCUUCUCUCCCCCCUCCUAAGCCCCUGGGUCUAACAAACAAAAGAAAGUAUCAACAUUCAAUAUUUGUAAUAGCAAAUGGAACUGAUUUUGAAGAUUUGUAUCUAUUUUAUUAAGAGGUUCCUUUAAAAAUGUCAUGAAUAUUAUUUCUCCCCUUGGAUAAAAAUAAAAGUUGAAACAAGCAGAAUGUCAUUUUUUAAAUUAUGGUCCUAAUUGGGGGGCAUUCAAUGUUCUAGAGGGUCAGUUUAGUAUUGAAAGCAUUGUAAUCUGGGGCCCAUUUUUAGAAACACUUGUGGAAUCCUUUUUCUAUUUUUAAACUUAAUGAGCAUAAAAUUAGGCAUUGCUUGUUUGUCUAGACCUAAACCUAAAUAAAAUGUGUUGUUACUUUAACAACUGUCUAAGGAAGCUUGCUUCUGAGAGAAAAAUCCCCAGGGGUUCUGCUUGAUCUUGAAGUUAUAUGUGUUUUAGUGUUUAUGACUGGCACUUUGCUGGUUUGAAUAGACCAUUGGGCAUUGCUAAUGGAAGUCAGUGUUCCUCAUCUCUAGGACUUUAUUUGAAAUGUAGUAUAGUUAUAUGGCAGGAGGCCUUCUCCCUGGAGAACUCCACUAACUUCUCUAGAAUGACCUGACUGCCUGCUACAUAUGGAAGUUUCUUAUCCAGGAAAACUAAAGAAUUUUGCAUUCUCAUAAAAUGAUUUUAAUUUGUUUUCUGCUUUGUAGUUUCCCACUCAAACCAAAACCCCAAAGAGAUAGUUUUAGCACAGUUUUCUCCUAGUAUCAUGUGGAGUUUAAUAGAAAAAAGAUGUAGUAUAGUCACAGACUAUGGAAAAUGACAGAAAAUGCUGUUUACUUAUGAUCAGUAGUAACAUGCAGAUAUCUUUUCAAGGUGCAGCAUCUCUACUUUGUCUAAUCCUUAUUUUAAUCUUGAGCAAUCACAUAAAACUCUUUGUCUCCCCACCACAGGUUACAUUGUAGAUUUGAAUCUUUUUUAUUUGUUUAAAGUUUAUUCAGGACCCUCUUCAGCUUCAAUUUUGGGACCUUUGCAAUUAAGUAUUCAAAUGAUUUUUUAAUGAUAUUUAACCUGUUGAGACAGGUGAGAUUGCUAUUUAAUUAAAAACAAACACAAUAACAAAAUUCAGUAAUGUAAAUGGAAAACCACUAAUUUUCUUGUAAUCUAAUUUUGAAUAUAUAAUUUCUCAUAGUUAUGGCCCUAUUUUUGUCUCAUUUUAAAAAAAUUAACACCAGAUAUUUAAAAUAAAAUACAUUUUAAAAAAUAUUUAUUUUUUUCUAAUUACAUGUAAAGAUACUUUUUAGCAUUCCUUUUUAAAAUAUUUGAGUUCCAAAUUCUCUACCUCUCUUUCCCCUCCCUAUUCAUCGAGAAGGCAAGCACCUUGAAUAUAGGUUAUACAUGUUCAGUCAUACAAAACAUUUCCAUAUUACUCAAGUUGUGAAAGUAAAAACAAUUCAAAAAGUUUUGAUCUGUAUUCAAACCCCAUCAGUUCUGUCUCUAGAGGUGGGAAGCAUUUUUCAUGCUAAGGCCUUUGGAAUUGUCUUGAUUAUAUUGCUAAGAAUAGAUAAACCAUUCACAGUUGACCAUAGCACAAUAUUGCUGUUAUUGUAUAUAGUGUCUCCAGGUUCUGCUCACUCUACUCUAUAUCAGUUAAUGUAAAUCUCAGUGUUUUUCCAAAAUCUUCCUGCUUGUCAUUUCUUAUAGUGCAAUAAUAUUCUAUCACAGUUUUGUCACUCGUUCAGCCAUUUCCCCAUUGGUGGACAUUCCUUCACUUUCCAAUUCUUUGCCCCCACAAAAAGAGCUGUUAUAAAUAUAUAUAGGUCCUUUUCCUUUUUUUUUUUUAAUCUUUGGGGAUGUAGACCUAGCAGAAGUAUAUCUGGGUCAAAUAUUAUGCACAGUUUUAAAACUCUUUGGGGUAGAGAUCCAACUUGCUCUCCAAAAUGGUUGGAUCAGUUCAAAGUGUGAGUUGUUGUGUUGUUGUUGUUGUUGUUUUUAAUAAGGAACCAAAUUUGUUUUAGAUAUGUAAAUCAGAGCAUUUCUAUAAAAAGGAUUAUGAAACAAUUGCAGUGUUCUACAUGAGUCAGUCAAGAAACAUCUACUGAGCACUUACUAUGUGAGGCACUAGUGAUGAAAAGAUAAAAUUAAAAUGGCUCCUGUGUGUAUGUGCAUGUAUAUGUAUUCAAAGAAACACAGGCUAUAUAGUAGGUACAAAGGAAUUUGGGGGGGGGGAGAUUACCAAUGCUAGGCAGGGGGUGGUGGUAAGAAGAGGAAGUGGUUAGGAAAGGUCACAUGUAGAAGGUAGCACAUUUGAACUGAGCUUUGAGAAGAGCUAGAGGAUCUAGAGGUUAAGAUGAAGAAGGGUGUGCAUUCCAAGCAGAGAAAGAUCUCCCUCUACAGGGGAUUUAGGACAUAAAGUACUCCAUUUGUGGAACAGCAAGAAGACCAGAUCACCUACUACAGAAGAAGAAACUGAGGCACUGAGACCCUUCAUAUGCAUGUCAAAAAUAGAACAGAAACCUCGCAAUCUGUUUUCUACUUAACUUUAGUUUAGACCAGCUGGUAUAAAUUCCAAGAUAGAAGGAAUUGAAACCUUGACUGUAAUUAUUGGUCUACUUAGCUUUGCUGUUUUGAUAUAUUUUUCUUUAAAGUUUCAUAGAUAACUAAAAAUAUCUCUUUCAUUUCUGGAUUCUUCCCUUCCUUCCUCAUCCUCAUCUGAAUGGAACCUUCUCUUAAAACAGAAAAAAAUAGGUAGCCCCAAUCCAAGUAGCAACACUAACAUAUGUACCAAGCAUUGUCUGAAUACUCCCCUACUUCUUUGAGCCUGUUUGUUCCUUGGCUUGAUGGGGCCAUUAUUGGUUUUUCAAUUGUUCAAACUUUUACUUCGUUUUAAUAAUUUCAAUUACAUGGCUCUACAUCAAUUCAUAUACAUUUUCUUAUGUUUUUCUGAAUUGUUCACUUAUUAUAGCAUAAUAUUUCAUUACAUUUGUUUAUCAUAACUUAUUGGUCCAUGCUAUCCAUUGAUGUACACCUACAUUGUUUCCAUUCCUUUACUACUAAAACAAGUGCUACAAUGAAUAGUUUUGUAUAUAUUAGACCUUUGUUGCUAUCUUUGACUUCUUUGGAUAUAUACAUUCCAUAGUAAGAUUGCUAGGUCAAGGUAAAUGAACAAUUUAGUUGCUUUUUUUGAUCAUUCCAAAUCGGUAUCCAGAAUAAUUGGACCAAUUUAUAGCUUUUCCAAGAAUGUUUUAGUGGACUUUAGCUUUGCUCAGCUUAUGCAGGAACACUUUUUCCCUUUUUUUCCUGUAUUUGUUAGUUUUCAUUGUGCAAAGUCAGCUCAAAAUUGUUUUAAUCUUCAUUCAUCUUAUAAUCAGAGAUUUGUAAUGUUUUCAUAUGGUUGUUUAUACCUUAGAAUUCCUCUUUUUAGAAGCUCUUCUUAUCCUUUAUCACUUACCUGUUGUGUUUGGAUUAACUGAUGAUCUACAUGUCAAUGAAAGUGAAGUAAAACCUUCUGAUUUUUCAGUCUCUAUAUAUCUUCCUACCAGACUUUAAUGGUGAUAGUUGAUGCAAAGUUAUUAUUUCAUCUCAUGGUGCAGAGAAAAAAUGCUGGGUUUUUGCAGUGAGAGGACCUGGAUUUGAAUUCAAACACAGUACUUAAUAGUACAUGUGUGCUGGCCAGCAAGUCACUUCAGAGUGUCAGAUCCUUCAUAAAUAAUUAUUGUUUAUUCGUGUAAAAUGAGAGGUGUAGAUCAAAUUUUCCCAUCCUUUACUGGUCCAUUCUUAUAAGCCUUCCUGUGUCCUCUAUUCAUUAUGAAAUAAAAUAAACUCUAUGGAACUUACCAUGUAUAUACCCAGAGAUGAAUUUUUAUUACCUAAGGGUAUACACUAUUUUGAUAUAACCAAUAAACUUGGUAUACACAGUAAAUUGAUUAUUAGUUUCUACAGUAUUUCAAUAGGAUAAUGCUAUUCUUUACUAAAUAUUCCCUCUAUUGUUUUUAUAAAUUUCUGUAUCCCAUGUUGGAAAAUCCUGGGAUACAUGAUGUCCAAGUUCCCUUAUACCUGUACACCUGUAAAAAUAUGAUCUGCAUUAUUUUUCAGUUUUUCCUCUUUUCUUUGUGCAUUAUUCAACAUCCAGAAAAGAUGUAAGUGUGUGUUGGCUCAUUCUCUUUAAUCUUUUCUGGGGAAAAUUUGAGAAAGUGGAUUUUGUCAGAAUAAUGUCUGGGAAUUUUUAUUUACUUGAAUUUUAGCAUCUUUCUUCCUGCAAGAGCCAUGCUUUAUUUGAAGAUAUUUUAAAUUACUUUUGCUUUGAGAAGUUUGUGAAAUUCCUGGAGAUAGUUGGAAACAGUUCAGGGUAGUACUUCCAGACAAGUUGAAUUGGGGUCUGACUUCUUUUUUUCAAAUUAGGGGACUCUCCCUCAGUAGAAAAAAAGUUAAAGAUUUCAGUUACCUCCCAAGAUGCUGAAGAGCCAGAAGAGAAACAUCCCACUUUAUACUCAUUCAUCUCCAGAUCAUCCAUCAAUUAGCAAUUAUUUAGGCCUCCAGUCUGUAAUUAAGUUGGGAUGUGGGUGAUGAUUACACUCAUACUUUCAAUAAGCUUUUAUGAAGUGCCCGCUGUGUCCUAUGGAAGGGUACCUAGGCGGCUGAGUGGAGAGAAUGCUGGGCCUGAAGACAGGAAGACCCAUCUUCCUGAAUUCAAAUGUGGCUCCCGGUACUUCCUAGGUAUGUGACCAUAGGCCAGCAGUUAGCCUUAUUUGCUUCAGUUCCUCAUCUGUAAAAUGGCAAAAGAUUUCACCCCAGAUGGCAUCAUGAGGAGUCAAGACGAGAAUGAACCAACCAAAUAACGAAUGUACUGUGGACACUGUGCUAGCGUCCAGGCAUACAAAGGUGUCCACAGAGGAGCUGCAGAGGAUCAGGGUCUCUAACUCUUUAAGGGAGAUGAGAGUCUAAGAGACAGAGGAGAAAGGAAAGUGCAUUGUAGUCCCCAGGGGUGGUCUGGACAAAGGUGCAGAGUAGGGACGUGGGCAAGUGGACCCACACACAGUGAGUAAAACAGGGUCAUGGGGCCGGAACCAGAGGGAGCCUCUGGAACUUUUGAGCAAGACAGUAAUGUGGUCGGCCUGUGCCUUAGUAUGCAAGAUGAAUUGGGGAAGGGGUAGUGAGAAUAGUGCCUUUUAUACAGUACUUUGAGGAAUAGAGUUCUGGGUGUAUUUGCUCUCAUUGGGGUAGGCAACUCCCAGUAUGGGAAUCUGCCAGACUCUCCUCAGUUGCUCUUUACGCCUUUUUUUUUUUUUCUUAAUUGCCUGGGGCACCAAGAUGGCAAAUGCCUUGCUCUUGCUCACAUGAUCUAUGUAUCUGAGGCAGAAUUUGCACCUGGGUCUUAGCAGUUCCAGGCCUGGCCUUCUACUCACUGUGUCCUUCUGUUCUGCCUCAUUGUUGGUGCCUUGCUGAAGUGUUCCUAACAAUCUGAGGAGCAUUGAACAAUCAUCUGUGGAGCCUUUUUUAGCUCCAUUUCACACAAAUAAAAAGGAAACUAAGGGUUAGAGAGUGAUGAAGUGACUUGGCUUGUCCAGAGUCAUGCAGCUAAGUGGCAUCAGGUCAGGAAAAGCAAUAAAAGUCAAGUCCUUCCCACCGUGUGUUGUGGAGCGUAGUGGAAGAGUUAGCGAGCGCCGUGGGGGAGAAUCCUGGCCUUGGGGAGGCUGCUGACAGCGGGCUGGGCUGCAGAGAUGGCUUGCCAGGCUUUGGUAGAGCCCAUCUGGCUGUGGGUUUUUUCAUUCUUAAUCAUAUUCACUUCAAACUGCUUUAGAAAAAAAAUGAUUGAGUUGUUCAAACAUUUCUGGCCUGAGCGCUUCAUGUGAGGUGAAGUCAGCAGGAGAGUAUGCUGGGCGGGGCAGGGGAAGGAGAGGAGGAGAGGCCGGCCAUCGGGUCACACAAAGGCUUGGGGCUGCUCAGCCCAGCUGGGAGGAGUUUAUCCCUCCGAGCCCGCACGACGGUGGUUGCCCCCUCUAUUGCCAUCUCCUUUUAUUCACAACGCUUCCAGCAGUCCCUUUGCCCGGGAUGGCGGGGAAGGGCUUGCUGCUUCCUUAAGCUGACACUCAGCUGGGAGGCGCGGAGGCUCCAGGGGAGGAGGAAGAGGAGGAGUCGUAGAGUUGCCGGUUAACCUCUUCACGGAGGCAGAUGCUUUAUAACCCUUAGCCUCUUGCAUUCCCCAUGCCGCCCCCUUGGGCAGUCCCAUUGAAGGCAGGCUCAGGUGGCUCCAAGGCAGCGUCUUUGGCUAAUGACUCCAUGGGGGGAGGGGGGGUCCAUCUGCCUAGACCCCUCACAGCUGACUCACAGGAAGUGCUAAAAGAGCCUGGCACGGGGCACCCAGCUCCAGGGCUCUGCCCCUCCCAUCCUCCCUCCCUCCCUCGCUCGCUCUCUUACUGGAGGGAGGUUUUGCAGUAUGUCUUGACAGAACAAUGAAGUGCUUCUAAGUUUGCCAAGACUCUCAGGGAAAUCCCUUGGACUUGUCUUCUGAAAAUCUUCAGGAUGUUUUACCUCAGACUUUCCUAAGAAGCUGUCAAAAUCCUUUCCCCUCCCUGCUUUUGGAUUGCUUUGUGUGACAAGCCAGGGUUCCUGAUCAUGGUUCAGCGCUUUAGCCUCAGGAGGCAGCUCUCCAAGAUCGAUCGGUUGGAAGUAAGCAGCCUUGCUCAGACCUCCAGCGCAGUGACCUCUAGCACUGAUGGCAGCAUCAACACCGACUCAGUAGAUGGGACCCCUGACCCUCAGCGCACCAAAGCAGCUAUCACCCACCUGCAGCAGAAGAUCCUAAAGCUCACCGAGCAGAUCAAAAUUGAGCAAACGGCCCGAGAUGACAAUGUGGCAGAGUACUUGAAACUUGCCAACAACGCCGACAAACAGCAGACUGCCCGCAUCAAGCAGGUGUUUGAGAAGAAAAACCAGAAAUCAGCCCAGACUAUCCUGCAGCUGCAGAAGAAGCUAGAGCAUUAUCACCGGAAGCUCCGAGAGGUUGAGCAGAACGGCAUCCCCCGGCAGCCCAAGGAUGUCUUCAGGGAUAUGCACCAGGGGCUGAAGGAUGUGGGGGCCAAAGUGACUGGCUUUAGUGAAGGGGUAGUGGACAGUGUCAAAGGCGGACUUUCCAGCUUCUCCCAGGCCACUCAUUCAGCUGCAGGAGCUGUUGUCUCAAAACCUCGAGAGAUCGCCUCAUUAAUUCGGAACAAGUUUGGCAGUGCAGACAACAUCUCUAAUCUGAAAGACUCAUUAGAGGAAGGGCAGAUAGAGGAUGGGCCUGGAGGGAAGCCUCUGGGAGUGAUUGCAAACUUUCAGUCGAGUCCAAAGUAUGGUAGUGAGGAGGACUGUUCCAGUGCUACCUCGGGCUCGGUGGGAGCAAACAGUACCACUGGUGGAGGCCCUGUGGGAGCUUCAAGCUCCAAGACAAACACUCUGGAUAUGCAGAGCUCAGGGUUUGAUGCAAUACUUCAUGAGAUCCAGGAAAUUCGAGAGACACAGGCCAGACUAGAGGAAUCAUUCGAAAACCUCAAGGAGCAUUAUCAGAGGGACUAUUCCUUAAUAAUGCAGGCCUUACAGGAGGAACGCUAUAGAUGUGAACGAUUAGAAGAGCAACUAAACGACCUGACUGAACUCCAUCAGAAUGAGAUCUUGAACUUAAAGCAAGAGCUGGCUAGCAUGGAGGAAAAAAUUGCCUAUCAAUCCUAUGAGAGAGCUCGGGAUAUCCAGGAAGCACUAGAGGCUUGUCAGACCCGGAUCUCCAAGAUGGAAUUGCAGCAACAGCAGCAGCAGGUGGUGCAGUUAGAAGGGCUGGAGAACGCCACUGCCCGCAACCUCCUGGGCAAACUCAUCAAUAUCCUCCUGGCUGUGAUGGCUGUUCUCUUGGUCUUCGUGUCCACUGUGGCCAACUGUGUGGUCCCUCUCAUGAAGACACGCAGCAGGACGUUCAGCACUUUAUUCCUUGUGGUUUUCAUUGCCUUUCUCUGGAAGCACUGGGACGCCAUCUUUGGCUACGUGGAACGGUUCUUUUCAUCCCCAAGAUGAUGACACAGAGGCAGCUGCUCCCCAAACCCCUGGCGCGUGCAUGCAGCAAAGAAUUAGACAGCAACUUAACUACUCUGAAGUUUUAAACAACAAAAAAGAGUCGAGUGAAUCUGUUUACAUUUAGAAUAACGUUUUUUCUCUGAGAGACGCAAUUGCAAUAGUAUUUUUUAGAUUUUAUCCAAGAAGUUUUUUGGGCAAAAAUCCUGGAUCAUUUUUAUGUAGCAUGAUUCUCCUGGGAUGCAAAUCUUAAAAAGAUCCUUUACCACAAACCAACACAAUCUGGAGCACAGUGCUGGGCAUUCUAAAUUCUGGCUUGAACUACUGCACUAAAACCCAUUAGAAAGAUGAAUCAACUUAAACCAGUUAGGCCUAGCAACCUGCCUUGUCUGGGAGCAUCCCAGACCUCUACUCCCCCAGGCUAACCUUUACUGUGAAAUCCUAGCACAUUCCAUGUCUGAAUUCACAGAUUCAGGGAGGAUUUUCCUUAGCUGCGGAAAACACAUGGAGGAACACAUGGAUCUGCCCAACACCUUCCACACUCGAGUCAGCCAGUCACGCUAAUCUUGAAGUAUGGUCAUUUUUGUAUCUGGGCCCUUAACCUUCUGUGAGGAUACAAAGUGGCAUGCCCUACAGGAUAACCGCACAGUCCUACUACAGUAUUUUGAAGUAGCCCUCUAAAUACUUAAUCUUAAGCAAAAGCCCUUGGCCGCACUUUUAAGGUUUUUUUUUAUAUGUGUAUAGUCACAGAUUUAAAAAAUAAAAAAAUCCGAACAGCAUACUUGAAGAAUGUAAUACUCAAACUCUCAGCGCUUCCUUAUGGUUUCUAAUAGGAUUUUUUAUUAUUGUUAUUAUUAUUAUUAUUAUAAUUAUUGGGUUUUUUUGGGAAGGGGCUGGGAGGGUGUUUUUUUUUCUUUGAAAUAAAGAAGUGAUGUUUUUAAAUGAAGAAAUGUGUGGAUAAUUAAAUGUGCUCUGUCUUGUCUAAACAAUUUGAGGAAAGUGAGACCUUGCAAAUGCCGCCCUCUGUUGCCUCAUACUUAAAGUUGCAAUAUCUUAAAAUUUACUCUUUCCAUCUUUUUUUUUUCCUCAAUGGAGUUGUUUUGGUUGGCGAGUGGUUGGGACUCUAUGAGUCUCAAAUCAGCCUAAUAGGAGUAGGGAUUAUUUCCCUUAAAAUUUAUUUCAUUUCUUAAGCUGGACCAGGGCAUUCUUUAGGAAAAACAAAAGAAGGUUUUAUCAAGAAAUAGAGUUUGCCCUUCAUCAUUUUUAUAUUUCUUUUUAUUUAUAAAAGCAAGCAUCCCCAGUAAUUGAAGCCAAAGUUGUCCUUCCUUUCUAGCUGACAGUAGUGAAAUCAUUUGUCCUAGUGUCAACACUGUGGCCCUAGGAGCCUUCUUUUCAAAGCUUUAUUCUGGCCGCUUCACUGGGGCAACUUAAGAUGGUUCCCUCGAAUGAGAACAAGAAAAAAGUCAGGUUACGAAGGUUGUUCCUAAGGCAUGCAUGUGAAUUUUUGUCAGUGACCUGCUGUCCCACACUGGCUUUCUUAGAAAUAUUCUCAAUUUGGGUUGAUUUUUUUUCUUCUUUCCGGAGUAUGAAUUCCAUAAUGUGGAGAGAUGUUGAGCCAGCCCCUCUCUUUUCUGUAACUAACACCCUCAUCCUAUCUGAAUGCAUGUUUCUGACUCUCCACAAAGGGCACAGAAUUUCUGCACCAUUCCAUUCCCAGUAUUGAACUCUGCCUGCUGUUUCUCUGGGGUUCCAGCUCUGUGCAAUGCACAGAGUGCCGCACAUUGAGAAUAGGUAGCCAGGCUUUACUUAUUUUCUUCAUCCCAAUGAAUUGUUCCUGAAUGAGAUUAGCGUCGUCCCUUUGGCUAGGAAGGCAGGGUUUCUGGUUCUUGUGGCUGCCCCAGCCCUGCUUAGUCCUCGCAGCCCUUUUAACCCCUGUGUGCCUCCUCCAAGAGAUUCAGCAUAUCACCUCUGUAAUCACAAAACUCAGGUACUCCUGCCCUUUCCCUAUCCCCAAAUGGCAGUCUGCUUGCCAUUUCUACUGCCCUUGUUAAUGUGUUCGUCCCUCUUCCUCCCCCCCAAACUAGGAGAAGCAAUGAUUCAUUUUUUUAAGAAAGAGAAAAAAGAGAUCUAUCCCAUCCAAGUUUAUACCGAAAUUAAAUCAUUCCUGUUUUCCACUGCAUUACAGAAUAAGUCUGAAUACUUGGAAGUCUUGUUCUGUCUAAAAACAUAAUUAUUGCUAAAAACUGGAGUGCCGUAGAAUGUAAUGCCCUUAUGUAGCUGAAAUAGUUUCUGCCACCUUUAUGCAUUUCUCCAUGAUCCAUUUUAACAGGUUUUCUAAAAACAGGGAAGAGACCUCUAAGAUACAAAUACACAGUACAACAUACAUCAUCUUAAGCCCAGUCUCUCUGACACUUUUUAAGCCAGAACGUCUCUUACAUUGUGUGGAAACUAUUAACUGUAGUGCACACUGGAAACUCUUGGGAUGGACCUGUGAGUCCCAGAGGGUUCCCUCCCAUUCGCCUCAGGUCAAUGUUCUGCACAGGAAAGCUGUGCCUCAAUUCUCUGUUCUCUCUUCUCUUCUCCACUCUGAACUUGGCCCUUACAAAAACCAUUGGUCAUCAAACCCUAAGCCCUAGGCCAGGCAGGGAUAGACACCUCUCUGCCUUUCUCUUUCCAACAGAAAGGAUGGAUGGUCAUUCUAGUUGAGAAAAUGAUGUCCUCCUUGCCCGUGGAUCCUUUCUCCCUCCCUGCUGUUGUCAGCAUUUAUCUGUCCUCACCUCUCACCACUUUUCCCUCCCAUUCCUAACCCCUCUUCCUUCUCUUCUGACUUUAUUUCCCCUGUACCGUGGCUUUCUCUGAUUUUCCCCUACAUUGGAAUCUCUUCUGUCGCCUCAUCCUAAAGGUUUAACCAUUGUUAUAUCGUUGGAAACUUGACUAGCUAUUUUCCUUGUAAAGGCUAUGUUCAUUCUCUUUGAAGGAAGCGCAUUCCUGGAUUACUUGUUCGAGUUGGUGCCUACCCUGGUAUGUGUGUGACUGGAGGCAAAUGUAUGGUUGUGUUGCUCUGGAUGUCCUGGGUAGGGGAGAGGGGUUCUCUGUCUGGAGAAUGUGACAGCAUUCAGGUUGUAGAAUGGCUUCCUGACAUUUUACAUUGUUUAUGUUCCGCCUAAGACAGACCUAAGUUGGCGUGUGUUCAGCACAUUUCUAGCAAGGAAGUGGCUCAGUUCCCUAACCUCAGAAAGGUUAGCUAAGGCAAACCAUGCCUGAGUUUUGGGGGGGAAAGGGUUCCUUCCCAUCCCAUCCCCCGAACUGAGAGACAAUCUGAAGUUCAGGAAGACCGUUUGAAUGAGGCUUCUUGUUCACCACCUGAAGUUGAACACAUUUCCUUCGAGGUCGACCUCUCUCUGUUUUGGUUUCGUUGCCAGUCUUGUGUGUCUGUAGGGUACAGUUCGAUGAAAUGCUGAAUUCUAUUUGUUGUUGCACUGGGUCCCAAGAGGAGCUGCCUCCCAGUUUGGAACAAAUAUACAUUAAAUAACCAAAUCAAACAUUGUUGUGAUGAAACAAGCCAAGGUUGGCUGAGCCAUGGUUGCCCCUUCUCAUGGAACUGGGAUUUCUGAAUGUGGCUCUAACGAGUUAAAAUGUGUCUGUCUGCGUGUUGUGUAUGCCGGGUGGUACCGUAGUAGGCAUCGACUAGACUGUAAGUGUGUUUUUUCCAAUUGUAAAAGAAUAAAAACUCACUUGCACGGGUUGAAAAGUUCAGAAAUGACACUUUGUGAACGUAACACUGUAGUUGCUAGAUCUUAAGCUGCUAAUUGUUGAGAGAGAUUUACAUUUAUGUUUUGUCUGAUUGCUGCAGGUUUCUUGGCAGCACUUUUACUGUAUAUAAAAAUUUAAAUAAAGACCUCAACUAUUAACAUGA
Molecule: messenger RNA, 12355 nt
Organism: Monodelphis domestica (gray short-tailed opossum)
Lineage: Eukaryota; Metazoa; Chordata; Mammalia; Didelphimorphia; Didelphidae
Source: RefSeq, a predicted model, not a curated record